AGUCGGGGGUGGGGGGCGAUAAAAGCUUCUUCUGAAUCAUUCCGGACGGUUUCAGUUCAGUCCCGGACAAGGGAGAGGGAGAGAGAGGGAAGGGAAGAGGGACAGGGAGGGAGUUACGUGUGCUGCUACUGUGAAAUGGGGUCUGAAUUUAUUUUAUGGAAACACCGUUUGCUCUUUUCGUUGAUCCUUUUGAGUGUUGCAUGUUCUAAGGUCCACUAUGGGCUCGCAGCUCCAGUUGAAAAUCACGGCACUUUGUCGAAGAUGUUCCCCAGGGGCAGUCAUUGGGCGGUGGGUCAUUUGAUGGGGAAGAAAAGUAUUGACGAUGGCCUUUAUGGCUAUGCCAGCAGUGACAACAUGGCUCUGUCAGAAAAUGCCAAGCAGAGAGAAGAUAACUUGCAAUGGGCUGAGUUGGCUAAGGAUUUCUUACGUUUGUGGGAAGGAGUGACAUCCAGAAGGAUUCAGCCAACAAAGGAAUACUUUCCAGUAUUUAACAAAAAACCAUGGCAGACAACGGACAAUGACAUCCAAGAGAUCAUGGAUUAUCUUCUGCAAUUGACUAGCCUGAAGGCUGAAACCCCAAGUUGAAUACAUUAUAUCAAUCCUGCCAGAAAUAAAUCUAAAGAGACUAUUAUGUUCUUUUCUCCAAGUGUUUAGCUGUACCAAAUUCUGGAUAAAAUUGCUUUUGUUUUAAAAUAACUGAAUGUUCUUGUACCUCUGAACAUUAACUAAAUGAUUUUCACGCAGCAGAUUAUGCUUUGAUGUUUUUAAUGUAAAUAAGCAUUGUUAGGGAAGGUCUUCCAAUAUAAAGAUCAUAACUUUA
Molecule: messenger RNA, 820 nt
Organism: Rhincodon typus (whale shark)
Lineage: Eukaryota; Metazoa; Chordata; Chondrichthyes; Orectolobiformes; Rhincodontidae
Product: gastrin-releasing peptide
Exons: 3
Coding region: 136-585 (149 amino acids)
Biological process (GO): neuropeptide signaling pathway
Molecular function (GO): neuropeptide hormone activity
Source: RefSeq, a predicted model, not a curated record